AUCUCCAAGGAUGAAUCUCGUUCUCAUGAAAUUAAUGAUGAUAAAUCUGAUCUAAUAGGAAACUACGAGUAAAAUUCAGCUACAAUUACUUCCACAUAAAAUCCCCAAACUAUUUAUCUCUGCGACAAACGUGGCACGUAUAGAAUGUUCCACGUCAUAGAAUUCAAGUACAACAUGAGGUAGAGGAACCCCCUCUUUCUCUCUCAAUCUCAAACGCAAUCACGUUAUUUGCCGCGGAAGCUAUUGACUGGUUCAAACUGAAAGAUCCUCCUUCACAGUUUACUCCAACAAACACACACUCACUGUGUAUCUCUAUCUCAUUAAAAUUAUUGUGUCUUCGUCUUAGCCUCGACUGGAGAAUCAAUUUGCCAGCGACGCCGUUUAGGAUCACCAUGGGCCAGAUCCUCGACAAAUUUCAGGGUAAGCAGUGGAGGAAAAAGCAAAUAAGAUUGAUAACGGACAAGGUCUUUAAUCGCGUCAAAAAUCAAACUGGGAGGGCUAAUCUGUCAUUUGAAGACCUUUACAUUGCUGUCCUGCUUGUCUACAAUGAUAUCAAUAAGCACUUGCCCGGACCCCAUUUUGAUCCACCCUCCAAAGAUCAAGUCAGAGAUAUGAUGAAGGAAUGUGACUUCAACCUUGAUGGGGAAAUUGACCAUGAAGAAUUUGUGAAGUUUAUUCAGAAGAUAACUGCAGACACAUUCAUUGUUGUUAGUCAAGGACUACUGGUCACUUUGGUUGUAGCACCCACAGUAGCAAUGGCAACAAAGAGAGCUACAGAAGGUGUCCCAGGCGUUGGAAAGGUGGUGCAAAAACUACCCAACUCAAUAUAUGCCUCUCUUGUUACUCUUGCAAUCGUUUGGUUCCAAACUUCUGGCCAGGGGCUUGACUAGAGACUUCUGUUCUGUGCUUCCAAAAUUAUUGUGUACUGCUGUAUCAUGCACAAUCUCCUCGUUAGGUGUUUUGCUUCAUAUUCAUGUAGUGGAGUGUUGCAUUGUUUAUAUCUUAAUAAUUGAGACGAUGACAUCGCUACAAAUGGAUAUGCAUUUUAUAUAUAUACAGAGUCUACCAAUUUUAUUAGCCUUUCCCCCUUUCUUUCCCUUGUAAUUCUAUGAUAUGAUGUUAACAUUUUUCCAGUUUGCUCGGUCGUA
Jatropha curcas is the source of this 1148-nucleotide messenger RNA. Its product is annotated as Calcium-binding EF hand family protein. Gene Ontology annotation, molecular function: calcium ion binding. The record is from RefSeq and is a predicted model, not a curated record. NCBI's taxonomy places the organism in Eukaryota, Viridiplantae, Streptophyta, Magnoliopsida, Malpighiales, Euphorbiaceae.